UUCUAUUCAAAACCCUAAACAAAACAAAACAAAACAAAACAAAAAAAAUUAGGGUUUCAGUCUAUUCAUUUGAUUGUUUUGUACUAAAAUUGAAACGAAAAUUUUAGUUUCUUUACUUGGUUGUGGUAAUAAAUUAGGGGUUUGUUUGAAAUCUCAUUACAAGAAGAACACCGAUUCAUGAUUUGGGUUCAGAGAUCUUUGCAGAGAAACAAUCUUAAAGGUAUUCAAUAUUAAGUGACAAUGGUUGAUUCCAAGUUUUCCGAUCAAGAGAUCGAAAAUUGGUGGGGCUUAGCUGGUGAAAUAUGUAGACUGAGGCAUGUUGUUGUUAAGAUUUUGGAAAACCUUACAAAGUUUUAUUUCAACCACAUGAUGUAUCUGAAUACCGGAGGAAAUAAUGUCACUCCUAUGAGUCAAGUGGCUGAUUUGGAAGCUUCCGUAGUAGAGAAUGUCUCAGAUUUAAUUCAAUUUCAGAUUGCGUAUCUAAAAAUUUUCAAGCCGAACUCUUCUAGCCUCCGCCUUUACACCUUCCAGAGAUUAGACAAGGAACCAGGCCCCUUCCUUGCAACACAUUAUUCCGAAAGGCAAAGGAUACAAGAGCGAUUCGACUCUCUGAUCCAAAUAAGGGAAUACCUCGACCAAGUAUAUGAACAGUUGGCCGAUGCUAUAGAAGAAGAUGAUGAAGCUUUGUUCUAUACAGACAUGCUACUAAAUUCAAUGUCUCAAAAUGUUAAAGCGAUGAAGAAAGAGAUAGAUACAAUGAGAGACCACAGUUCAUCUUCCUCUUGCCCUCCUCCUCCUCCUUCCAAGAAGAUUAGUCAACGACACAAGAGAGAACAGUUGAAUGUUGAGUCUGAUAAUCUUGAUCUUUCUUUACUUGACAAUGUUCCAAUUCCUGAUGAUUGGGAUCUUGAAGAUCUUCAUAAACAGACAGCGUUCGAGGAUUUACAAGAAGACGCCUUUGAUAUUGAUAACUUGAGCAUUCCUGAAGCUAACCACUUGACCAAGCAGCACCAACAACCACAACAACAACAGCAGGAAUCUGAUCAGUAUAAUUUAGCUGCAUCUGAAACUCUUCCCUUGGCUGUUGGCGACUAUCAUCAACCUGAAGAGAAUCAGGCUGAACGUGUUAUUCUUGCUUCUGAUGUCAGGGUACAUGAAGGGCUUGCUGGACCGAGCGUCCCAGUGGCUGAUAGUAAUCAGGGUGAUCAAACCAGUUCUAAUAACGAAACAUCAAGUGCGAAUACUAUUGAUCCAACCUUUUUGGAGGCACUGCCUGAAGAUUUGCGGGCAGAAGUACUGGCUUCCCAGCUUGCCCAACCCGUUCAAGCCACCACAUACACACCUCCUUCUGCAGAAGACAUUGAUCCUGAAUUUUUAGCUGGUCUCCCCCCAGAUAUCCAAGACUAUCAUCAACCGACACCCUUUGAUGGUGUGCAAGAAGAUUAUUGUCAAAUGUUUGAUUUAGUUGCAUCUGAACCUCUUCCCUUGGCUUUUGGCGACUAUCUUCAACCUGACUAUCAUCAACCAACACCCAUUGAGGAUAUACAAGAAGACAAUGGUCAAGUGUAUGAUUUUGCUGCUCAAAUAAGUAAUAUUUCGAAUUCUUUUAUUGAGAAACUGGUAGACUUGCAUUCGCUGUAUCUUGAGCUUAUACAAUCUCAGAAAGUUCUUGCUAAGGAAGACUAUGAGGCGGUAAACGAGAAGGAAUUUGCGUUACUAAAGAUCGAACGGGAUUUAUUGUAUGCCCUUGCUAGAUAUAUUAAUACCUUUCAGGAAGGAGAGAAAAUAAAACUUUGUAUGUACAGAGAGGAAAAAGAUGCAUAUCUAGUGCGAUGUUGGCGCUAUCCGGAAAUGUUGAAGAGGCGGCUCAAGAAGUUGGACAAAGUAAGGGAAGCUGCUGCAGAAUUAGAUGAUAGAUUGCUUGGGAUUGUGGUUGAAGAAUCCACGAAUGCUCCUGAAUUUGACUCGGUAGAAUUGCUAGAGUUCAUGGUUCAAACUAUCAAGCUGCUGAAAGUGGAUAUAAUGCAUAAUUGUUUUGAUGCUUCUUCUGUUUGGUCUACUACUCCAGCCUCAUCAGACUCUAAAAGAGCAUACUUGGACAGGAAAUUGGAAGAAGAUCGUUUUAUGCUUGGUGAUGAAAUUGAAAGCUGGUUGAAGAUGGUUCCAAGGCGGGAUAUUUUCCAGGUUUAAGUCACACUUUCCAUUAGUUCUUUCUUGGUUGAGUAUAUUAGAGAAACUUGCAAGCACAGAACGUAAUUUUUAUGUGUAGGUUUCAGCUUUUGAUUUUUGUUGCUGUAGCUAGUAGCUACUGGUUCUGUAAUGGGUCUUUGUUCUUUUCUUUUAGUUUCUCAGUUGGGUUUGUUGUAAUUGGUGUGCGAGCACUUUCUUUGUGCUUGGAUUACAGUAUGCCUGGAAAUGAGCAAUGCACAGAAUGUAAUCUUAAUGUGCAGGUGUCAGCUUUUGGAUUGUGUUGCUGUAGCCAUUGGUUCUGUAAUGGGGUCUUUGUUUUGUAAUUGGUGGGCGAGCACUUUCCUUGUGCCUAUAGUGAAUAUGCCCGUUUUUUUUUUGUAAUUC
Molecule: messenger RNA, 2574 nt
Organism: Papaver somniferum (opium poppy)
Lineage: Eukaryota; Viridiplantae; Streptophyta; Magnoliopsida; Ranunculales; Papaveraceae
Exons: 2
Coding region: 241-2190 (649 amino acids)
Source: RefSeq, a predicted model, not a curated record